AUGGAGGGGCAGCAGUGGAACAGUGAGAUACAGGACAAACUUCACUCCCAGAACUCAAUCAUAUGUGGACUUAUUAUGGAUUACCUGCAGCUACCAGGUAAGAAUCAAAUGAGCAUAUCAAUUAUCUCUAUGGUAUCUCUAUGGGGUUAUGUCAGUUAUGUCAUGAUGUGAUUUGUUGUGUGUGUUUUGAGACAUUCGCUCAGGUAAAGCGGUAAACACUGAGAUAAGGCUUUAGGCUAUUUAAAUAAAUAGUUGAUUAUGAUAUCUAUGAAUAAGAAACCAUAUUUAUGUUAGCAUAUCUAUCUAUUUGAACAAUAUUUUGGACUCACAUGGUACACAUGGUAUGUAAAUAACAUUUGUAACAUGUGAUCUUGUUGGGAACUCUGUAUUUGCUUGAUAUUGUUGAGUGGAGACAAAGAACAAGUCAGACUACUUUUUAGUUGUAUUAAUAUGUUGCAAUUACUUGCGUUACGUUUGUAUCUAUUAACUGCACACACACUCGUCCCUCCAGGCCAGACUCACCAUCUUUUGGCAGUCUGUUUAUUUCUCUGACCUGGCCCUUGGUUACAUUCUGAUCCUUCAAACGGGCAGACUGGGUUACACACAAAACUGUGCUCCUGAUUACAUGGCCUGAGUCUACUGUUGCUUACAUGGUUUCAAUAGAUGAAUAUACGGGAAACAUUCUAUUCUUAUUCGAAUUACAAUAAAUUACUAUGAUGCUUCUUCCCACCCUGCCCUCACACCCCACCUCACUACUAUGCUUUCCUUCGAUCUUCAGUCUCUACUUUACAGGCAAAAUUCAAAAUUCAAAGAAUUCCUCAUGACAAUAUACAGUAGACAUGUCAAUAUUGGUGUUGGAUCAUCAUGUACUCUCCGUUUAUUUGUUCCAGAAAGCAUCAUAGAAAACUCUACACCUGGUGGGCAGAUUUUGGCAGAGAGUAAACAGAGAAGCUCCUCUGACAAUAUCAACCCUCCACAGACAAGUGACAACACCUGCAUACCCAAGGACUUCAGCUGCAUCUACAGCAAAGGUAAACCCAGCCCAACAAAAGCUGCAUUAUGAGGCUGAUGAAAGCUACUGCUACUAGCCUAUUCAUCGGUUAUACUGCACUCAUGGUCUUCAUCCCAAAUGGGACCUUUUUCCCUAUAUAGUGCCGUACUUUUGACUAGGGCCCAUAGGGCUCUGGUCAAAAGUAGAGCACUGUAGGGACUAGGGUGCCAUUUGGGACACAUUCAGGGUCAACAUGGUCUGGCUUUCUAUCCUGAAGGUGAAAGAAACGCACACCUGUUUAGGCGAGGUGCUGGCUAGCGGAGUAGAAAAGGACAGCCGCACACUCCAGGAGCUCAGAUGCAAUAAUUGUAUAACCAACGUUUCGACAGCCAAGCUGUCUUCAUCAGGAUAUAUUGACAAACACCACGGGUCACUAGUUUACAUAGUUUGAAAGGACACACACAGGUGUCUGUAAUCAUGGCCGGCUGUAUCUUGAUUUCAUUGGUUGAUUUACAGAUAUACUGUAAAUAGAACAUAUAAAAAAGCAUGAAUGGAUAACAUACGAUCAUAGAUACAAUUUGGCUACAUAGGCCUACAAACAUUAUUUACAAUGGAUAGCAAAUUAAAUGAAAGGUCCAAGCGGCCUCUCAUUUUAACAAUAAAUUGUCAAGGUCAUCCCCUCUCCUAGGGAGGGGGACGUGUUCGAUGCUGAUAUAACGAAGGGACAAAAUAGAGUGGUUCGCUUCCAAAAAGUGGGCCGCAUCUGGGUACGUCGAGUUUUUGACCUAAUGUUGCUACAAUGCUCAGAAAUUCGUACUUUUAUUUCACGCUUCGUUUUGCCCACAUAAUAUUUACCACAAGGACAAGUUAUAAGAUAAAUAACUGCCUUAGUGGAGCACGUGAUAACACCUUUGAUUGUGACCUGUUUCUCUGUUUGGGGAUGUUUGAAUGAUCUACAUUUGUAAGUGCCAUUGCAUUGAGUGCUGCCAUUACACUUGUAGUUUCCAUCCGGUAGAGGCUCAAGGAUAUGUUGGUGUAGGGGUAUUUUGGGGUGGUAAAUCAGAGUUUACCAAUUGAUCUCUGAGAUUUCUGCCCCGCGAGAAUACGACCAAGGGAGGGUCUGAAAACACAUUACCAAUACUGUCAUCGGUAAUACUGUCCUCCUCCCUGGGACUCGUGUUCCUGUAUACAUACAGGAGGGACAUCACUCACUGAGGCAGUGCAGAUCAACCUGGACUCUGGAGUAGACAUAACAUAGUAAACGUAAAUCUGUCUCCCUCAAUUUAGUAUGAUAUGAUACGUAUGGUAUGUAUUAAUUUGUGAAUGUCCAUCAUACAUUUCUUAUGAUAUGUUACCAAUUACAAUUUGUAUGAUAUGUUACGAAUUGCAUUUCGUACAAUAUGUUGUGAAUUUCCAAUACGUAUGACAUGUUAGGAUUUCCAAUUUGUUGUGGCUAACGUUAGCUAGGCUAGGGUUUAGGGGUUAACGUAAAAAAAAAAAAUAUGUUUUAGGGCGUAUAUUUAUCAAUCUGAUACAGUGCAUUCGGAAAGUAUUCAGACCCCUUGACAUUUUCCACAUUUUGCUACUUUACAGCCUUAUUCUAAAAUUGAUUUUUUUUUAAUUAUCCCCUCAUCAAUCUACACACAAUACCCCAUAAUGACAAAUCAAAAACUCUUUUUUAAAAAGAAGUUUUAGCAAAUUUGUUAAAAAUAAAAUACAGAAAUAUGACAUUUACAUAAGUAUUCAGACCCUUUACUCAGUACUUUGUUGAAGCACCUUUGGCAGCGAUUAUAGCCUUGAGUUUUUUUGGUUAUGAUGCUACAAGCUUGCCACACCUGUAUUUGGGGAGGUUCUCCCAUUCUUCUCUGCAGAUUCUCUCAAGCUCUGUCAGGUUGGAUGGGGAACAUCGCUGAACAGCUAUUUUCAGGUCUCUCCAGAGAUGUUAGAUCGGGUUCAAGUCCAGGCCACUCAAGGACAUUCAGAGAGUUGUCCCGAAGCCAUUCCUGUGUUGUCUUGGCUGUGUGCUUAGGGUCAUUGUCCUUUUGGAAGGUGAAGCUUCGCCCCAGUCUGAGGUCCUGAGCGCUCUGGAGCAGGUUUUCAUCAAGGAUCUCUCUGUACUUUGCUCCGUUCAUCUUUCCCUCGAUCCUGAUUAGUCUCCCAGUCCCUGCCACUGAGAAGCAUCCCCACAGCAUGAUGCUGCCACCACAGGGAUGGUGCCAGGUUUCCUCCAGACGUUGCGCUUGGCAUUCAGGCCAAUGAGUUCAAUCUUGGUUUCAUCAGACCAGAGAAUCUUGUUUCUCAUGGUCUGAGAGUCCUUUAGGUGCCUUUUGGCAAACUCCAAGCGGGCUGUCAUGUGCCUUUUGCUGAGGAGUGGCUUCCGUCUUGCUACUCUACCAUAAAAGCCUGAUUGGUGGAGUGCUGCAAAGAUGGUUGUCCUUCUGGAAGGUUCUCCUAUCUCCACAGAGGAACUCUGGAGCUCUGUCAGAGUGACCAUCAGGUUCUUGGUCACCUCCCUGACCUAGGCCCUUCUCCCCCGAUUGCUCAGUUUGGAACAAAUUGCCCAAUUUGUAAGUCGCUCUGGAUAAGAGCGUCUGCUAAAUGACGUAAAUGUAAAAUGUAAAUGAAUAGUAUUGGUGGUUCCAAACUUCUUCCAUUUAAGAAUGAUGAAGGCCACUAUGUUGUUGGGGAUCUUCAAUGCUGCAGAAAUGUUUUAAUAACCUUCCCCAGAUCUGUGUUGACACAAUCCUGUCUCGGAGUUCUACGGACAAUUCCUUUGACCUCAUGGCUUGUUUUUUGCUCUGACGUGCACUGUCAACUGUGGGACCUUAUAUAGACAGGUGUGUGCCUUUCCAAAUCAUGUCCAAUCAAUUUAAUUUAACACAGGUGGACUCCAAUCGAGUUGUAGAAUUAUCUCAAGGAUGAUCAAUGGACACAGUAUCCACCUGUCUCAAGGCAAAGGGGCUGAAUACUUAUGUAAAUAAGGUAUUUAUGUUUUUGGUUUUUAAUAGAUUUGCCAACAUUUCUAAAAACAUGUUUUCGCUUUGUCAUUAUGGGGUAUUGUGUGUAGAUUGAUGAAGGAAAAACAAUUGUUUAAUCCAUUUUAGAAUAAGGCUGUAACGUAACAGAAUUUUGAAAAAGGGAAGGUGUCUGAAUACUUUCCAAACAAAAAUAUAAAUGCAACAUGCAACAAUUUAAAAUAUUUUACUGAGUUACUAUCACGUUUCAGGAGAAGACCCAGAUGCAGACAGUGUCGAAGUAACAAAAGUUUAUUACAAAAACAGAGGUCAGUAAUCCAGAUCAGAGUCCAAAAGGUACAGAACGGCAGGCAGUCUCAGGGUCAGGGCAGGCAGAGGUCAAUAAUCCAGGGUUGUGUGACAAGGUACAGAACAGCAGGCAGGCUCCGGGUCAGGGCAGGCAGAAUGGUCAAAACCGGGAAAACUAGAAUAAAUGAAUUUACAUUUGAUAUUUUUUUUUUUACAUUUUAGUCAUUUAGCAGACGCUCUUAUCCAGAGCGACUUACAGUUAGUGCAUACAUUUUUCAUACUGGCCCCCCGUGGGAAUCGAACCCACAACCCUGGCGUUGCAAGUGCCAUGCUCUACCAACUGAGCUACAGGAGUUGGUAGGCCACCAAAAGCGUUGUCGCACAAAGGCCAGGGUCCGACGGGAGCCCGGGUGGCAGGCAAGCCUGGAGGAGUGGGCCCACUCCAGGACCGGGGUUCGGCUGGGAACGCUGCGCCUCCUGGACCUGCUUCCCUAUUCCCCAACUGAGUGCUGUCGCCAAGCACAAGGUGGGAAGGAUGGUCUUGGAUUCCGGGGGUGUAGCAGCGGGGCUAUAGCGGCGUGACAGCGCAUCUGGCUUGACAUUCUCGGUAUGAGAGGGAGAAGUUGAACCGGGUGAAAAGCAGGGCCCACCUAGCUUGCCUGGAAUUGAGACGCUUGGCGGUGCGGAGAUAUUCCAAGUUCUUGUGGUCUGUUCAUACAAUGAACGGAUGUUCUGCUCCCUCCAACCAGUGCCUCCACUUCUCCAACGCCAUCUUCACCGCAAGAAGCUCACGAUUCCCCACAUCAUAAUUCCUCUCCGUGGUGUUGAGGCGAUGGGAGAAGAAGGCGCAGGGAUGUCACUUGAGGUCCAGGGCCGAGCACUGGGACAAGACCGCCCCCACUCCGACAUCAGAAGCAUCGGCCUCCACCACGAACUGGCGGGACGGGUCAGGAUGAACCAAGAUGGGAGCAGUAGUGAAACGGUGUUUGAGGACCCGGAACGCCCGGUCAGCAGCUGGGGACCAUGUGAACGGAACCUUGGGAGAGGUGAGUGCAGACAGGGGGGAAGCCACGGUGCUGUAACCCCGGAUAAAGCGGAAAUAAAAGUUGGCAAAUCCCAGGAAAUGUUGCAGCUGCACUCUGGACGUAGGCUGGGGCCAAUCCACCACCGCUCUCACCUUCCCGGGAUCCAUCUGUACACUCCCUGCUGCGAUGAUGUAGCCCAGGAAGGGGAUGGUGGAGCGAUGGAAUUCGCAUUUCUCCGCUUUCACAAAAAGUUGGUUCUCCAGGAGGCGUUGGAGGACCUGUCAGACAUGGAGCAUUUAUUCUUGGGCGGAGCGGGAGAAGACGAGGAUGUCCCCGAGGUGGACGAAGACGAACCGGUUCAACAUGUCGCAGAGAAUAUCAUUAACCAGGGCCUGGAACACAGCUGGAGCAUUGGUAAGGCCAAAUGGCAUGACCAGAUACUCGUAGUGACCGCUGGCCUUGUUGAAGACAGUCUUCCACUCGUCCCCCUCCCGAAUCUGCACCAGGUGGUAGGCAUUCCGUAGGUCCAGCUUGGAGAACACGUUGGCCCCCUGGAGCGGCUCGAAGGCAGAGGAGAUGAGUGGUAGCGGGUAGCGGUUCUACCGUUGAGGCCCCGGUAGUCGAUGCACGGGUGCAGGGUUUUGUCCUUCUUCUCCACAAAGAAGAACCCUGCGCCUGCGGGGGAGGCAGAGGGACGGAUGAACCUGGCAGCUAGGGAGUCCUCAAUGUACACUACCAGUCAAAAGUUUGGACACACCUACUCAUUCAAGGGUUUUUCUUUAUUUUUACUAUGUAUUACAUUGUAGAAUAAUAGUGAAGACAUCAAAACUAUGAAAUAACACAUAUGGAAUCAUGUAGUAACCCAUAAAGUGUUAAACAAAUCAAAAUAUAUUUUAUAUUUGAGACUCUUCAAAUAGCCACCCUUUGCCUAGAUGACAGCUUUGCACACACUUGGCAUUCUCUCAACCAGCUUCAUGAUGUAGUCACCUGGAAUGCAUUUCAAUUAACAGGUGUGCCUUCUUAAAAAUUAAUUUGUGGAAUUUCUUUCCUUCUUAAUGCGUUUGAGCCAAUCAGUUGUGUUGUGACAAGGUGUGUGUGUGUGUGUGUGUGUGUGUGUGUGUGUGUGUGUCUGUGGGGGGGGGGGGGGGGGGGGGGUUAUACAGAAGAUAGCCCUAUUUGGUAAAAGAGCAAGUCCAUAUUAUGGCAAGAACAGCUCAAAUAAGCAAAGAGAAACAACAGUCCAUCAUUACUUUAAGACAUGAAGGUCAGCAAAUACGGAACAUUUCAAGAACUUUGAAAGUUUCUUCAAGUGCAGUCGCAAAUACCAUCAAGCGCUAUGAUGAAAUUGGCUCUCAUGAGGACCACCACAGGAAUGGAAGAUCCAGAGUUACCUCUGCUGCAGAGUAUACGUUCAUUAGAGUUACCAGCCUCAGAAAUUGCAGCCCAAAUAAAUGCUUCACAGAGUUCAAGUCACAGACACAUCUCAACAUCAACUGUUCAGAGGGGACUGUGUGAAUCAGGCCUUCAUAGUCGAAUUGCUGCAAAGAAACCACUACUAAAGGACACCAAUAAGAACAAGAUACCUGCUCUGGACAAGAUACACGAGCAAUGGACAUUAGACCAGUGGUCAUUUGUCCUUUGGUCUGGAGUCCAAAUUGGAGAUUUUUGGUUCCAACCGCCGUGUCUUUGUGAGACGUGGUGUGGGUGAACGGAUGAUCUCCGCAUGUUCCCACCGUAAAGGAUGGAGAAGGAGGUGUUAUGGUGUAGGGGUGCUUUGCUGGUGACACUGUCCGGGAUUUAUUUAGAAUUUAUUUAGAAUUCAAGGCACACUGAACCAGCAUGGCUACCACGGCAUUCUGCAGCAGUACACUAUCCCAUCUGGUUUGGGCUUAGUGGGACUAUCUUUAAUUUUUCAAUAGGACAAUGACCCAACACACCUCCAGGCUGUUUAAGGGCUAUUUUACCAAGAAGGAGAGUGAUGGAGUGCUGCAUCAGAUGACCUGGCCACCACAAUCCCCCGAACUCAACCCAAUUGAGAUGGUUUGGGAGGAGUCGGACGGCAGAGCGAAGGAAAAGCAGCCAACAAGUGUUAACCUCUAUGGGAUCGGUGUCCCGUAUACGGGACGGUUGAGCUAACGUGCGCUAAUGUGAUUAGCAUGACUGUUGUAAGAAACAGCAAACUUUCCAGGACAUAUUUACAUUUACAUUUCUUGUCAUUUAGCAGACGCUCUUAUCCAGAGCGACUUACAGGAGCAAUUAGGGAUAAGUGCCUUGCUCAUAGACAUGUUACAUGGGCAGAAAGCUUAAAUUAUUCUUAAUCUAACUGCACUGUCCAUGCUAUUGUUUGAGAAGAGUGCACAACAACAAAAAACUUAGCACGGCAACUGGUUUGAUACAUUCACCUCUGAAGGUAAAUAAUGUACUUACAUUCAGUAAUCUUGCUCUGAUUUUUCAUCCUUAGGGUCCCAGAGAUAAAAUGUAGCAUAGUUUUGUUUGAUACAAUCCAUUUUUAUAUUCAAAUGUAGGAACUGGGUUCUACAGUUUGAACCCCUGCUCGGCCAUCUAGAUGUGUGAAAGUUAGUGUAUAAGCUAAUGAUCCAUCGUGUAUGACAUUCCUGGGAGUGUGUAAACUUACAUUUUGUGUUACCAUAUCAUUUUUGUAUGUUCUCUAUAGUUAUGUACUUGAAAAUGUAUCAAUUGACCAAUUCGGCACAUUUGGGCAGACUUGAUACAACAUAGUCCAGUAUUGCAAUGCUUCACUGGAUCAAUCUGAAACUUUGCAUACACACUGCUGCCAUCUAUUGGCCAAACUCUAAAUUGCACCUAAACUGUAAUAUUAUAUUAUGGCCUUUCUCUUGCAUUUCAAAGAUGAUAUAUAUAUAUUUUUUUAAACAUGUUUUUUUGUUUGUAUUAUCUUUUACCAGACCUAAUUUGUUAUAUACUCCUACAUUAAUUUCACAUUUCCACAAACUUCAAAGUGUUUCCUUUCAAAUUGUAUCAAGAAUAUACAUAUCCUUACUUCAGGUCCUGAGCUACAGACAGUUAGAUUUGGGUAUGUCAUUAUAGGCGAAAAUGGAAGAAAAGGGUCCGAAAGAAAAACCCUUGAAUGAGUAGGUGUGUCCAAACUCUUGACUGGUACUGUAUAUCCCAGACAAGAUUAAAGAAUUUGACAAGUAGAAUAUAGAGGAAAACCUGGUUCAGUCUGCUUUCCAACAGACACUGGGAGACAGAUUCACGUUUCAGCAGGACAAUAACCUAAAACACAAUGCCAAAUAUACACUGAGUGUACAAAACAUUAAGAACAUCUGCUCUUUCCAUGACAUAGACUGACCAGGUGAAUCCAGGUGAAAGCUAUGAUCCCUUCUUGAUGUCACUUGUUAAAUCCAUGUCAAUCAGUGUAGAUGAAGGGAAGGAGAGGUUAAAGAAGGAUUUUUAAGCCUUGAGACAAUUGAGACAUGGAUUGUGUAUGUGUCAUUCAGAGGGUGAAUGGACAAAAUAUUUAACUGCCUUUGAAUGGGGUAUGGUAGUAGGUGCCAGGUGCACUGGUUUGAGUAUGUCAAGAACUGCAACGCUGCUGGGUUUUUCACGCUCAACAGUUUCCUGUGUGCAUCAAGAAUGGUCUACCACCAAAAGGACAUCCAGCCAACUUGACACAACUGUGAGAAGCAUUAGAGUCAACAUGGGCCAGCAUCCCUGUGGAACGCUUUCGACACCUUGUAGAGUCCAUGCCCCGACGAAUUGAGGCUGUUCUGAGGGCAAAAGUGGGUGCAACUCAAUAUAAGGAAUGUUUUGUAUAUCAAAUCAAAUCAAAUUUCAUUUGCCACAUGCGCCAAAUAGUGAAAUGCUUACUUACAGCCCUUAACCAACAAUGCAUUUAUUUUUUUUAUAAAAAAAUAAAAUAAAACAACAACAACAAAAAAGUGUUGAGAAAAAAAGAGCACAAGUAAAAUAAAAUAACAGUAGGGAGGCUAUAUACAGGGGGGUACCGGUGCAGAGUCAAUGUGCGGGGGCACCGGAUGGUUGAGGUAGUUGAGGUAAUAUGUACAUGUGGGUAGAGUUAAAGUGACUAUGCAUAAAUAAUAAACAGAGUAGCAACAGCGUAAAAAUAUGGGGUGGGGGUAGGGGGGGCAGUGCAAAUAGUCUCGGUAGCCAUGAUUAGCUGUUCAGGAGUCUUAUGGCUUGGGGGUAGAAGCUGUUGAGAAGCCUUUUGGACCUAGACUUGGCGCUCCGGUACCACUUGCCGUGCGGUAGCAGAGAGAACAGUCUAUGACUAGGGUGGCUGGAGUCUUUGACAAUUUUGAGGGCCUUCCUCUGACACCGCCUGGUAUAGAGGUCAUGGAUGACAGGAAGCUUGGCCCCAGUGAUGUACUGGGCCGUACGCACUACCCUCUGUAGUGCCUUGCGGACGAAGGCCGAGCAGUUGCCAUACCAGGCGGUGAUGCAACCAGUCAGGAUGCUCUCGAUGGUGCAGCUGUAUAACUUUUUGAGGAUCUGAGUAUACUCAGUGUAAGUCAGUGUUUGCGUCCGUAGCAGUUUGCAUAAAUUUGAGUGGUUAAAUACAAUACAUAUUGACAGAAUGGCUGUGAGACAGAGAAAGAGAGACUGUUGCUGUACUCCCAGGUAAGGCCCUUGCUUCUGGUACCACUGAAGGCCCCAGUGUUCAGUCAGGCAGCUUGAAGAAGAUGUGUCACCAUCCAUGUCACAGCACACAGUGGCCUGAUUGGGAGAUCAAAAUAAAUGCAUUAUGUACCUUUCAUCACGAAAGUCAUGUUAGCAUUCACUGCACGUUGCUGAACAAUUCAGCCCUUUUGCUAGCGUAAUUGAUAUAUGGAAAUUCACAUACAAUAUUCAUAAGCUUUGACUGUAAUACCUGUAGGGUCUUGUGGGCUGCUUUAGCAUUAGCUAGCCUAACAUGAAUCAUAUUACCGGUGCUAAUAUUUCUUUCUUUCAAUACAUGCACCUGAAUAUUUCAAUUUCAUAAACCAUGUAUCCUGGACCUUUUAAAACUACUCGCAGGCCGCUAACUGUUUGAUAACAAACAACCUUGUCCAGUCAUGUUACCUAGCUGGCUAACAACCUGGUAACUCGACCACCAGUAUGCUUUAAGAUGGCACUGGAAGAAAGAAAAGGGGCUCCUGGAUGUGCUCUCAGGCCUAUAGGCUAAAUCAAUUGAAAUCAAUCCCUUUUUAUGGUGCUCCUACAUACUUUUUGGUACUCUUAAUUAUUUAAAGACGAGCACUGACUACAAAUUUAAAAAGUUAAUUUACAGCCCUGACCGUGUCCCUUUAUCUUUAGAUCUACUCCCUGCCCUCAGUGGUGAGGACACAACCAAAGGUUUCUUCCAAGAGCUGGUGAGCGUUCUCCUCAGCUAUGUCUGCAAGUCGUUCAGAAGGAGCUCCAAAGUCCUGGACUUCCACCACCCUCACCAACUCAGAGAGGGUCUGGAGGGCUUCAGUCUGGAUCUCCCAGACCAGCCAGAGAACCUGGAACAACUCCUGGUCGACUGCAGGGACACCUUGAAGUAUGGAGUCAAAACAGGUACCGUAAGAGCUGUCGACUGUUUUGCCAAAAAUGUACUCUAGGUACAAAACCUGUACUCCAUUAGGGGUGUAACAGUUAAUCAAACCCAAGGUUCAGUACAUAUUGCAGUUUUGGGGUCAGGGUUCGGUUCGGGUACAGCGGGAAAAUGAAAUGACAACAGUUAAUGUAGUUCCUUUUUGUUUAUUUAAGAAAAUCCAAGUGUUGGUAUUCCUGAUUCCAUUUGAUCAUGAGUCAUAAUGCUUGAUGAGAGCACAAUCAGAGUACCAACACUUGCUGUAUUUUCUUAAAUGAGAACACACGAUUACUCAUCAACAACACCACUAAAAUAAAGUGCAAUAUGCCUGUGAAAUCAAUAUGUAAACAUGGCUCAGACAUUGUAUAGGCCUAUGCUGUAAUGUUUUCUUAGAAAGAGAAAAAUAUGCACACUUGUGUGACGCUCCUAAAGGGGGCGUGUCUGUAUCACAGGUACUUCUAAUUUCCCACUCUGUGGUAAUGUGAUGGGCUGUCACUGUUAAGUAGCUCUCUGUAGCCCUGGAGAUCCAUCCAUCUGUAGUAAGUGCAACCCAGGGUGCAUUGGCCAAUUCAUUGACAACUUUGGCUUUAGCUUGCUUAUAUAGAGCGGGUACUACCUGUUUGCUGAAAUGGGUGCGAGAGGGAGAAGUUCGUAAGGGACAGUUCAACAUCUACUGAAAGGAGUAUCAAGCUCAUCAGGUGCACUUUCACCACCCUGUGAAGUUCAUCAUAACUUAUUUAAUCUGUAGCCUAAUAAACUGCCUGCUUUCCAGAGUCUAGUGGGAGGACCACACAACACAUCAUCUCAUGACUCCAAGUGUACUUCGAUAUCAGGGGUUGCGUUAACGCAGAAUUCAGCAUUUUUCACGCAGACAAAAAAGAUCAAUCGCAUAAGAAAUAUCUUGCUGUGUUUUGUAAACGCAGGUCGAAAAUGCUUCUCACGCCUUGACCACACCUACAGCAUCAUUGCACAAAAUGGUAGGCAGCAUCAUCUGGAUAUGUGUGCAACAAAAGUUCAACCUUGACCUUCUGCUACCAUUUCUGUCAAGCCAUCUACGCAUACAAUUUGAUGCAUAUGUUCGAUUAAUCCCACAUAUGCACCACACAGAACACGCUGCAACUGUCUCUGUAACGCAAUGCUGCAAGGCAAACGCAGUGUUCCAUUGGAAAUUAAUGUACUUCUGGAGUACCAAAACACAAUUUCACUGUAGGUGUGAUCGAGGCGUUAUUGUAAUUUCUGUUUGGCAUCAGACUCAUUUUGUGCUUCAGUUGCACUUCUCCACUUAUGAUGAGAAUUCACUAAGGGGCAUUCUAUCAUCAGACAGCUAUCAUCAGACAACGCUCUGACUGAUGUGUAGACACUUUUCUCUGUGUUUCUCUGGUAAAAUUAGCUUCAAGCAAAACAUUAGGAAGUGUAGCUGGCUACAUUCUUUCUAUGAGAAACAUGAUAUAAUAAUAUGCCAUUUAGCAGACGCUUUUAUCCAAAGCGACUUACAGUCAUGCGUGCAUACAUUUUUGUGUAUGGGUGGUCCCGGGGAUCGAACCCACUACCUUGGCGUUACAAGCGCCGUGCUCUACCAGCUGAGCUACAGAGGACCACGCAGAGGACCAUGCAUAGUUUUUGCUAAACAGACCUUGCUUUUUCAUUGUAAGCUAAUUUACUUGUGUGGCUGCUAGCCAAAUAGUGUUGCACUUCUGUUGUCAGCUGAUGAAAAUGAAGCUAUUUUCUGCAGAAUGUGUUGCACUAAUGUAUUUUCUGUGAAGGAAAACUAUAGUUGCUUGCCCCUGAUGACUCUAUUGAAGCAACAACAAAAAAACACUCUUGACUUUCAAUAUAAAACGCAGGUGAAAUAGUUUAAAAUGCAGAUUUCUGAACUCUAACGCGAUCCCUGGAUAUGAUGUUUAUGAUAUCAAUAUUAGAGCGUUAAAGCUUUUCUACUGUCAUUUCUUGCAUAAUUCCUUUUACAGACACAAAAAUAUCCCACCUUGUCUAGUGUAUUUUGUUUUGUCAACAUUUGGAAAGUUUACCAACAAAUUAGCUAGCUGUUUACAUCAGGCUGGUCAUGAAAUGUUUUAUCCAACAUGUACUUUACUCGCAUCAAAAGGUUGGAUGGAAACCUGGUUAAUGUCAAACCAUUUUGAGGAUGCUGGAAUUAUAUUUUGGACGCAUUUGCGCAUGCCUACAGCAGACUUUUGAAGUAGCAUAAUCAGAUUAAAACAUUGUGACUGGUUGUGUUUGAUACACAAGGUUGGUUUAGAUUGUUGACAACAUGUAAACUAUAUUUUGUCUCCAAUGUUUAUUAAAAACAUAAAUACAUUUGCACAAUAACUACUUGUCUCUCAAAUACAUUGUUACAGUUGGUGGUUGGCUAUCUAGCGAAUCUUUGCCUUAUUAGCAUUGACGUGAAAUCAGUCUAAACACAAGAUGAAACAAGCUGAAAUGAGCCACUUACAAUUCCCCAGAUGGCAGUUUCUUGUCAUUCUUGCUAGCAAUCUGGCGUCCCAGAAUCACAACAGAAUCACAACAACUGGCUGACUUCUCGCCAUGGAAGCGCUCAUCGUUUUCGUGACGUUAUCAGCCAACCCAUCUAUAUGGCAACAUUAUUAUAGGACGACUUCGGAGAAUGAUGAUCUGCAACAGAUCGCACAUAGCAAUAUCAGAAGUAAAAAUACAACCAGACUGGCCUGCUACUGUGCCUUUCUAGUGUAGUGUAUUAAAAUUAUGUCUUUGUUAAAGGUUUUUCAUGAAGAAAUGGAAGGUUGAUUAUUGCUAUCAAGAGGGAAGGUUUUAGCGUGACGUCACAUAUGACAGACAGGAAGUGGGUGGUAAGAUAUGGGGAUUGAACAGUAGAGGGAGCUAUUCAACUCUUGGAAGGCUAUAUAAAGGGGGGAGCGGUGACGAAGAGUUAGAAUACAGCAAGAUUUAUUUGGGUCUGGUUCUCCGGAUAUUGUGUCCGUACUUACGCUGGAACCUCGUGGUUUGAAUAAAGGCCUUUGAACACGAUCCAGCCUAAGCAGACUCCUUGAUUGACGAUAACACCUACGAAUAACCUACACUACACUAGACCUUAUACACUGUCGAGAGUAGACCCACAACUGAUCCAAAUGGAAAGAAACAUUAAAAUCACAGAGCUUUUGCGCGUUAUUCAAAUGAAAAAUGUUCACUGCAGCCUAGAGUAGAAUUUUGUACUCACGUAUUCAUUGCAUUUUGGUGUUGUAGGCUAGUCUAAGUAGGAUAAUUGUAUUGUCCCUAAAAAUAUCAAAUCAAAUUGUAUUGGUCGCAUACACAUACAGUGGGGAAAAAAAGUAUUUAGUCAGCCACCAAUUGUGCAAGUUCUCCCACUUAAAAAGAUGAGAGAGGCCUGUAAUUUUCAUCAUAGGUACACGUCAACUAUGACAGACAAAUUGAGAAAAAAAAAUCCAGAAAAUCCCAUUGUAGGAGUUUUAAUGAAUUUAUUUGCAAAUUAUGGUGGAAAAUAAGUAUUUGGUCACCUACAAACAAGCAAGAUUUCUGGCACUCACAGACCUGUAACUUCUUCUUUAAGAGGCUCCUCUGUCCUCCACUCGUUACCUGUAUUAAUGGCACCUGUUUGAACUUGUUAUCAGUAUAAAAGACACCUGUCCACAACCUCAAACAGUCACACUUCCAAACUUCACAAUGGCCAAGACCAAAGAGCUGUCAAAGGACACCAAAAACAAAAUUGUAGACCUGCACCAGGCUGGGAAGACUGAAUCUGCAAUAGGUAAGCAGCUUGGUUUGAAGAAAUCAACUGUGGGAGCAAUUAUUAGGAAAUGGAAGACAUACAAGACCACUGAUAAUCUCCCUCGAUCUGGGGCUCCACGCAAGAUCUCACCCCGUGGGGUCAAAAUGAUCACAAGAACGGUGAGCAAAAAUCCCAGAACCACACGGGGGGACCUAGUGAAUGACCUGCAGAGAGCUGGGACCAAAGUAACAAAGCCAACCAUCAGUAACACACUACGCCGCCAGGGACUCAAAUCCUGCAGUGCGAGACGUGUCCCCCUGCUUAAGCCAGUACAUGUCCAGGCCCGUCUGAAGUGCAUUUGGAUGAUCCAGAAGAGGAUUGGGAGAAUGUCAUAUGGUCAGAUGAAACCAAAAUAUAACUUUUUGGUAAAAACUCAACUCGUCAUGUUUGGAGGACAAAGAAUGCUGAGUGCAUCCAAAGAACACCAUACCUACUGUGAAGCAUGGGGUUGGAAACAUCAUGCUUUGGGGCUGUUUUUCUGCAAAGGGACCAGGACGACUGAUCCGUGUAAAGGAAAGAAUGAAUGGGGCCAUGUAUCGUGAGAUUUUGAGUGAAACCCUCCUUCCAUCAGCAAGGGCAUUGAAGAUGAAACGUGGCUGGGUCUUUCAGCAUGGCAAUGAUCCCAAACACACCGCCCGGGCAACGAAGGAGUGGCUUCGUAAGAAGCAUUUCAAGGUCCUGGAGUGGCCUAGCCAGUCUCCAGAUCUCAACCCCAUAGAAAAUCUUUGGAGGGAGUUGAAAGUCUGUGUUGCCCAGCGACAGCCCCAAAACAUCACUGCUCUAGAGGAGAUCUGCAUGGAGGAAUGGGCCAAAAUACCAGCAACAGUGUGUGAAAACCUUGUGAAGACUUACAGAAAACGUUUGACCUGUGUCAUUGCCAACAAAGGGUAUAUAACAAAGUAUUGAGAAACUUUUGUUAUUGACCAAAUACUUAUUUUCCACCAUCAUAUGCCAAUAAACCAUUAAAAAUCCUACAAUGUGAUUUUCUGGAUUUUUUUUUCUCAUUUUGUCUGUCAUAGUUGACGUGUACCUAUGAUGAAAAUUACAGGCCUCUCUCAUCUUUUUAAGUGGGAGAACUUGCACAAUUGGUGGCUGACUAAAUACUUUUUUUCCCCACUGUAUUUGGCAGAUGUUAUUGCAGGUGUAGCGAAAUGCUUGUGUUCCUAGCUCCAACAGUGCAGUAAUAUCUAACAAUACACACAAAUCUAAAAAGUAAAAAAAUGGAAUUAAGAAAUAAAUAAAUAAAUGUUAGGACGAGCGAUGUCGGAGUCCGCAGUGUGUGUGUGUGUGUGUGUGUGUGUGUGUGAUGGGAUAUACAGUGAGGUAAAAUAGUAUUUGAUCCCCUGCUGAUUUUAUACGUUUGCCCACUGACAAAGACAUGAUCAGUCUAUAAUUUGAAUGGUAGGUUUAUUUGAACAGUGAGAGACAGAAUAACAACCAAAAAAUCCAGAAAAACGCAUGUCAAAAAUGUUAUAAAUUGAUUUGCAUUUUAAUGAGGGAAAUAAGUAUUUGACCCCUCUGCAAAACAUGACUUAGUACUUGGUGGCAAAACCCUUGUUGGCAAUCACAGAGGUCAGACGUUUCUUGUAGUUGGCCACCAGGUUUGCACACAUCUCAGGAGGGAUUUUGUCACACUCCUCUUUGCAGAUCUUCUCCAAGUCAUUAAGGUUUCAAGGCUGACGUUUGGCAACUCGAACCUUCAGCUCCCUCCACAGAUUUUCUAUGGGAUUAAGGUCUGGAGACUGGCUAGGCCACUCCAGGACCUUAAUGUGCUUCUUCUUGAGCCACUCCUUUGUUGCCUUGGCAGUGUGUUUUGGGUCAUUGUCAUGCUGGAAUACCCAUCCACGACCCAUUUUCAAUGCCCUGGCUGAGGGAAGGAGGUUCUCACCCAAGAUUUGACGGUACAUGGCCCCGUCCAUCGUCCCUUUGAUGCGGUGAAGUUGUCCUGUCCCCUUAGCAGAAAAACACCCCCAAAGCAUAAUGUUUCCACCUCCAUGUUUGACGGUGGGGAUGGUGUUCUUGGGGUCAUAGGCAGCAUUCCUCCUCCUCCAAACACGGCGAGUUGAGUUGAUGCCAAAGAGCUCGAUUUUGGUGUCAUCUGACCACAACACUUUCACCCAGUUCUCAUCUGAAUCAUUCAGAUGUUCAUUGGCAAACUUCAGAUGGCCCUGUAUAUGUGCUUUCUUGAGCAGGGGGACCUUGCGGGCGCUGCAGGAUUUCAGUCCUUCACGGCGUAGUGUGUUACCAAUUGUUUUCUUGGUGACUAUGGUCCCAGCUGCCUUGAGAUAAUUGACAAGAUCCUCCCGUGUAGUUCUGGGCUGAUUCCUUACCAUUCACAUGAUCAUUGCAACUCCACAAGGUGAGAUCUUGCAUGGAGCCCCAGGCCGAGGGAGAUUGACAAGUCUUUUGUGUUUUUCCAUUUGCGAAUAAUCGCACCAACUGUUGUCACCUUCUCACCAAGCUGCUUGGCGAUGGUCUUGUAGCCCAUUCCAGCCUUGUGUAGGUCUACAAUCUUGUCCCUGACAUCCUUAGAGAGCUCUUUGGUCUUGGCCAUGGUGGAGAGUUUGGAAUCUGAUUGAUUGAUUGCUUCUGUGGACAGGUGUCUUUUAUACAGGUAACGAGCUGAGAUUAGGAGCACUCCCUUUAAGAGUGUGCUCCUAAUCUCAGCUCGUUACCUGUAUAAAAGACACCUGGGAGCCAGAAAUCUUUCUGAUUGAGAGGGGGUCAAAUACUUAUUUCCCUCAUUAAAAUGCAAAUCAAUUCAUAACAUUUUUUACAUGCGUUUUUCUGGAUUUAUUUGUUGUUAUUCUGUCUCUCACUGUUCAAAUAAACCUACCAUUAAAAUUAUAGACUGAUCAUUUCUUUGUCAGUGGGCAAACGUGCAAAAUCAACAGGGGAUCAAAUACUUUUUUCCCUCACUGUAUAGUCAAUAUGGACAGUAUAUGGAUAGAAUAUGUAAUAUAUCUGAAGAAUAGUAUAUGUACAGCAAUAGUUAAAUAGGAUAUGCCUUGACUAGAAUACAGUAUAUGCUGUACAUAUGAAGUGUGUAAAAUAGUAUGUAAACAUUAUUAAAGUGACCAGUGUUCCAUGACUAUGUACAGUGCCUUGCAAAAGUAUUUAUCCCCCUUGCUUUCUUCCUAUUUUGUUGCAUUACAACCUGUAAUUAAAUGGAUUUUUAUUUGGAUAUCAUGUAAUGGACAUACACAAAAUAGUCCAAAUUGGUGAAGUGAAAUGAAAAAAAUAACUUGUUUCAAAACAUUCAAAAAAAUAAAUAACAGAAAAGAGGUGCGUGCAUGUGUAUUCACCCCCUUUGCUUUGAAGCCCCUAAAUAAGAUCUGGUGCAACCAAUUACCUUCAGAAGUCACAUAAUUAGUUAAAUAAAGUCCACCUGUGUGCAAUCUAAGUGUCACAUGAUCUGUCACAUGAUCUCAGUAUAUAUACACAUGUUCUGAAAGGCUCCAGAGUCAGCAACACCACUAAGCAAAGGGCACCACCAAGCAAAUGGCACCAUUAAGACCAAGGAGCUCUCCAAACAGGUCAGGGACAAAGUUGUGGAGAAGUACAGAUCAGGAUUGAGUUCUAAAGAAAUCUCUGAAACUUUGAACAUCCCACGGAGCACCAUUCAAUCCAUUAUUUAAAAAUUGAAAGAAUAUGGCACCACAACAAACCUGCCAAGAGAGGGCCGCCCACCAAAACUAAAGGACCAGGCAAGGAGGGCAUUAAUCAGAGGCAACAAAGAGACCAAAGAUAACCCUGAAGGAGCUGCAAAGCUCCACAGCGGAGAUUGGAGUAUCUGUCCAUAGGACCACUUUAAGCCGUACACUCCACAGAGCUGGGCUUUACGGAAGAGUGGCCAGAGAAAAGCCAUUGCUUAAAGAAAAAAACAAGCAAACACGUUUGGUGUUCGCCAAAAGCCAUGUGGGAGACUCCCCAAACAUAUGGAAGAAGGUACUCUGGUCAGAUGAGACUAAAAUUGAGCUUUUUGGCCAUCAAGGAAAAUGCUAUGUCUGGCGCAAAUCCAACACCUCUCAUCACCCAAGAACAUACAUCGUUUUUAAAUCGGCAGGGACUAGGAAACUGGUCAGAAUUGAAGGAAUGAUGGAUGGUGCUAAAUACAGGGACAUUCUUGAGGGAAACCUGUUUCAGGUGUUCCAGAGAUUUGAGACUGGGAUGGAGGUUCACCUUCCAGCAGGACAAUGACCCUAAGCAUACUGCUAAAGGAACACUCAAGUGGUUUAAGGGGAAACAUUUAAAUGUCUUGGAAUGGCCUAGUCAAAGCCCAGACCUCAAUCCAAUUGAGAAUCUGUGGUAUGAUUUAAAGAUUGCUGUACACCAGCGGAACCCAUCCAACUUGAAGGAGCUGGAGCAGUAUUGCCUUGAAGAAUGGGCAAACAUCCCAGUGGCUAGAUGUGCCAAGCUUAUAGAGACAUACCCCAAGAGACUUGCAGCUGUAAUUGAUGCAAAAGGUGGCUCUACAAAGUAUUGACUUUGGGGGGGGGUGAAUAGUUAUGCACGCUCAAGUUAUCUGUCAAGAAAAAAUAUUUUGCAACUUCAAAGUGGUAGGCAUGUUGUGUAAAUCAAAUGAUACAAACCCCCCAAAAAUCCAUUUUAAUUCCAGGUUGUAAGGCAACAAAAUAGGAAAAAUGCCAAGGGUGGUGAAUACUUUCGCAAGCCUCUAAGGUGCAUGUUACAGUAACCGGGUGGUAGCUGGCUAGUGACAGUGACUAGGGGUGCUGUCAUGUGGUGACUAUUUAACAGUCUGAUGGCCUUGAGAUAGAAGCUGUUUUACAGUCUCUCGGUCCCAGCUUUGAUGCACCUGUACUGACCUCGCCUUUUGGAUGGUAGCGGGGUGAACAGGCCAUGGCUCGGGUGGCUGAGGUCCUUGAUGAUCUUCUUGGCCUUCCUGUGACACCGGGUGCUGUAGAUGUCCUGGAGGGCAGGCAAUGUGCCCCCGGUGACGCGUUGGGAAGACCGCACCACCCUCUGGACAGCCCUGCGGUUGCGGACGGUGCAGUUGCCGUACCAGGUGGUGAUGCAGCCCGACAGAACACUCUCAAUGGUGCAUCUGUAAAGGUUUGUGAGGGUCUUAAGGGCCAAGACAAAUUUCUUCAGCCUCCUGAGGGUGAAGAGGCACUGUUGCGACUUCUUCACCACACUGUUUGUGUGGUGUGUAUUAAUUUGUGGAUGUCCAUCAUCCAUUUUGUAUGUUAUGUUGCGAAUUACAAUUUGUAUAUGUUACGAAUUGCAAUUCAAAAUGUUACGAAUUUGAAAUACGUAUGGUAUGUUAAGAAUUCCAAUUAGUUGUGGCUAAGGUUAGCUAGGUCGCUAAUGCUAACGUUAGCUAGGUGGGUAACAUUAGCUAGGCUAGGGUUAGGGCAGGGUUUUCCAAACUCGGUCCUCGGGACCCCAAGGGGUGCAUGUUUUGUUUUUUGCCCUAGCACUACACAGCUGAUUCAAAUAAUCAACUAAUCAUCAAUCUUUGAUAAUGUUAAUCAGCUGUGCCAUUGGUUCUGGCCAUGGGAAAGGCUGACAUUACAGACAUCAUAGAUUUGUAGAAUGUUCCAGAAUGUCCUCAUCUGUCCCCAGGUCACCCACGCUUCUUCAAUCAGCUGUCAUCAGGGCUGGAUGUCAUCGGUCUGGCCGGGGAAUGGCUGACAUCUACCGCCAACACAAACAUGUAAGAUUUACAUUCCUUUUUAAUUUUAGAAAGUUGACUGAGAACACAUUCUUAUUUACAGCAACGACCUGGGGAAUAGUUACAAGGGAGAGGAGGGGGGAUGAAUAAGCCAAUUGGAAGCAAAAAAUACAUUCCCCCUGGGUGAACAUAUUUUGUUUUUGCCCUAGCACUACACAGCUGACUCAAGUAAUCAAAACUUGAUGAGUUGUUUAUUUGAAUCAGCUGUGUAGUGCUAGGGCAAAAACUAAAUAUGUGCACCCAGGCGUGGCCCCAGGACUGAGUUUGGGAAACCCUGUUUUAGAUCAUAAUGAAUAAAAUUAUAUAGACAGGGUGGACCUUAUCCUAGAUCAGCACUCCUACUCUGAGGCGCUUGAUACAUACGGGCCCAGUUGACACUAGGGACUACGGUGUGAUCUGUUCUCUGGUAAAUGUCAUUCUGCAAUAUGAGUUAAAGAUCCAAUAUGUAAAACCAUUUUUCUAGGUUUACUUAUGAAGUGUCCCCAGUGUUCAUUCUGAUGGAGGAGGUUCUACUGAGGAAGAUGCAGGAGAUUGUGGGUUGGUCAGAGGAAGAGGGGGAUGGUGUUUUCUGUCCAGGUACAGUGUUAGCUACAUUCUGACCUUACUAUCAACACAAACAAUGUAGCCAAUGACAAACAUACACUGUGAUACAUUUAUCCUUGUUACUUCCAUUGAAUUGGUUCAUUUUGUCCUCUUAAUCUUGGAUAUAUUGUUUAAUUGUUAUGAAGUUAAAUUAAAUUAUAAGAUUAAGACAAUCUCUUAGUGAGAUAUCCAUCUAUAAUACAGUAUGUAUAUAUAUUUCCUCAGGAGGGACCAUGUCCAAUCUGUACAGUGUACUACUGGCCAGAUACCACUUUUUCCCUGAAGUGAAGACCAAAGGGAUGACUGCUCUGCCCAGGCUAAUCCUCUUCACCUCAGCACAUGUACGCAUCACCAAUAUUCACAUUAGGUCAUGUUUAUUCACAUUAUCUAUAAACAUGUACUGACAAAUACUUUUUUCCCUCCUCUAGAGUCAUUAUUCAGUCAAGAAAUCUGCGGCAGUCCUUGGGAUAGGGAGUGAAAAUGUUGUGGUGGUGAAAUGUGAUGACCGGUAAGCAAGGACGGCAGAGUGAUUUGCAUUUGUUGAUCGUGAAUGUUGACAAUAUCAUCAGAGCUAGAGGAGUGAUGUUGUUUUUUCUAUUCAAGGGGAAAGAUGAUCCCUGCAGAAUUGGAGUCAAGUAUCAUUACUGCCAAAGAUCAGGUAAUGGAUGAAUGAGUCUGCUCUUGCCAAACUGAGGAAUAAAGGGAUUUUUGAAUGAAAUACAUGUAAGCAUACCUGUAUACAGUAUUUUCAGCCAGGGAAGGAUUUAGUCAAAUUAGGAAGAAACAGACACCCCCAACAGAUCAAACCAGAAUUUCUGUUUUCCAGUCAACAACAUUGUCUGGUGCAUAAAAUGAGCUACCAGAGCUCCAGUGCGUUGGCAGGGAUUAUUUCACAGGAUCAGGUCAAUACACUCAUCAUGAUUCCUGUCAUCUUUCUCCCUCUCUCUCUCUCUCUUCAGGGUUGUGUCCCGUUCUACGUCAAUGCCACAGCAGGCACCACUGUGUACGGAGCCUUUGAUCCUCUCAAUGCCAUCGCAGACAUCUGUGAGAGCCAUGGACUCUGGCUGCAUGUUGAUGUAUUUACCUUAAAGCAUCUGUCUAUACAUCACGGUUUAACGGACACAGAUUUAUCUUUAUCCUGGAUUUAAAAUAUGUUUCAAUUGGCCAUGCUUUUUAGUCCAGUACUAGGCAUAAUUUGUGUCUGGGAAACCGUCCCCAUAAGAAUUUAUAAAAUAUGUGAAGAUAAGAUUGUAUUUACAGUAAGAUUCUCUUUAUUUCUUAACAGGCAGCCUGGGGCGGAGGACUGUUGAUGUCCAAGAGGCACCGUGUGAAACUACAAGGGAUUGAACGGUAGGUACGGUAACCAGAGAGAACAGAGACUUGAGGACACCCAAAAUCUACAGCUCCCCGAAAAGAUAAUAUAUUGCUAGUUUUCACUCUAACGUAUAGCCAGGAUCAAUUCAAUUUGGGGGGUACUGUUUCCAUUUACAAUUGAAUUGGAAUUGACCCUCAACAGCAACUGCCUUGAUUGGUUCUUACAUGCAGGUCUAUUUGAAUUAUUUUCAUUAUAGAGCCUGGUCUGUGACUUGGAACCCUCAUAAAAUGAUGGGUGCUCCGCUGCAAUGCUCAGCCAUACUGGUGAAGAAAAGGGUGAGUAGUCUAACACUAUGAUUUUUCUAAAAUCAAGAUGAACAUUACAUGCACACACAACACAGAAACACACACACAGAGAAACACACACACACACACACACAUAAUGUAAUCAGUGGUUUCUCACUCACAGGGCCUCUUGCAAGCCUGUAAUCAGCUGUGUGCAGAAUACCUCUUCCAAACUGACAAGCACUAUGACACCUCGUAUGACACCGGAGACAAGACCAUUCAGUGUGGCAGACACGUUGAUGUCUUCAAGCUCUGGCUCAUGUGGAAGGCCAAGGUAUGUAACCACACUCACAUGGAUCUUUUUAUUUUCUUUAUCAACUGAUCAAUAAAACACAUUUUAUACCCAUUCCUCUACAUUUAUAUUGUAUUUUUUAUAUGUCUCUUCUUAGGGUUCAGAAGGCUUUGAAUCACAGGUCAAUAAAUGUUUGGAAAAUGCUGAGCACUUGUUUGACAAAAUCAAACAAAGACCAGACUUUGAACUCGUCUUCAAAGGCAAAGUAAGUCUGUUUUUUUUAAAGUCCCGGUAGUUAUUGAAUAAUUCCUCAGUGAAAUGAAUCGUUGCUAAGCCUUAUCUAUAACACAUCCCCAUGCAGCCUGAACACAGCAACGUGUGCUUCUGGUACAUCCCACCAAGUCUGAGGAAAAUGCCACCAGGUCCUGAGAGGAACAGGAGACUCCAUGAGGUAAUGCUACACAUUGGGUUUCUAAUGUUAGUGAUAUAUUAGAUGCGUCUUAAUUCAACCUUUGUGGUUCUUUAUCCAUUAGAUGCUGCAGAUACUGUACCUGUACUCAUAACUAGCAGCAACACAUUAUGACUUCAGUUCAUACUCUUUAAAUCUAUACUCUAUAAAGCUAUAGCUAAAUAACUGUUUGGUUUCUAAGGUGGCACCAAAGAUCAAAGCCAAGAUGAUGGAGCAGGGGAUGGCCAUGAUUGGCUAUCAGCCGCUUGGAGACAAAGUGAACUUCUUCCGAUGUGUCUUCUCCAACCCGGCCACACAGACAGAGGAUGUGGACUACCUGUUGGAGGAGAUCGCUUGUCUCGGUCAUGAUAUAUGCAUCAGGAUUGAGACCAAUUUAUGA
Molecule: messenger RNA, 23612 nt
Organism: Coregonus sp. 'balchen'
Lineage: Eukaryota; Metazoa; Chordata; Actinopteri; Salmoniformes; Salmonidae
Source: the annotation of a GenBank genome assembly